AUGAAACUCCACCACCACAGCCAACACAGACUCGCACUCGCAUCCCUAGCGGCCCUCAGCACAGUAGUGGAUCCCACUACAGCUACCAAUGUUAAUACCACAGCCAUCGCCGUAAGCCAAUCCGUACCCGAAACCGCAGGGCUGCCGGUUCUGCACCCGUUCGUGUCAUUCUCGAUCGAGUUUGUGUUUUUCCCGGAUUAUGCUGGAAACCUGUCCCAUCCGAACACCUUUUCGAACCAGCUCCUGGAUAACCUCGCAGAACUGGAAGGCGUUAAACCUUUUAUCCGGGUGGGUGGCAUCACGCAGGACUUUGCACUCUACGACCCAAACCAAAAAACCGCAACAAACGGCACCUACGUCCCAAGCAUCAGCAAAGACUACCCGCUGAUCCUAACGAUCGGGCCAUCGUUCUUCGAGUCGUACGCGACCUGGCCCGGGGCGCGGUUCAUCCACGGCUUCGACCUGGGCCGGAACACGACGGCCAAUUUCGCGAGCACGCUGUCGACGGUGCCGGUCGUGUGUCGCGCGCUGGCGGACGGAAAGCUCGCGUACUGGGAGCUGGGCAACGAGCCCGAUCUCUACAAGACGUCGGCGCAGGGCGCCGUGCGGCCGGCUUCCUGGUCGGAGCGCGAUUAUGUGGAUGAGUGGGUGAAUAAGACCACGGCUCUGCGGAAGAAGAUGCGGGAGUCGGGCUGUGCACCCGAUCUGGCGGAGGCGAAGUAUAUUGCCCCCUCGUUUGCGGGGGUCUCGAAUAGUUUGAAUCCUGUGGUGACGUGGGAGAGUGGGCUUGGGAGAAAGCGGAAUAUUGCGCUGAAUUCGGAACAUAACUACAUCGGCGGCGCCACGCAACCGGGCGUUACACUGCAGAAGACACUAAUGAACCAUACCAUGACGGUGCAAAGUGUCGCACAGCAUGUCAAUGUCUCGACCAUCCUCGCCCAAAAGAACCUGACCACGGACAUCCCGUAUAUCCUGGGCGAGACCAAUUCCUUGUACAACGAGGGCGCGGCCGGUCUGUCCGACUCGUUCGGCGCCGCGCUCUGGGGCGUCGAUUUCAACCUCUACUGCGCCUCGCAGAACAUCCGGCGAUCUCACAUGCACCAGGGGGUCAACUUUCGCUACAUCUCCUGGCAGCCGGUGGACACCAACAGGACCACCAUAGGCACCAAGGCGCCCUACUACGGUAACGUCAUGGUGGCGGCCAUGCUCCACGGCGGCGACGGCGGCGAGAAGGAUGAUGUCCAGAUCGCCAACCUUCCGCUGGAGCGGGACACUGAGGCCGCAUACGCGGCGUACGUGAAUGGGGCCUUGGCCCGGAUUGCUGUCAUCAACUUGGUAGAGUUCAAUUCCACCGAUUCGACCACCGGCGGCCAAGUGGGCAGCCAGCGACCCAAUGCAACUUACGUUUUCCAAUUGCCUUCGGCCUCUCCCGGGACUACCGUCUCGGUGCAGCGGCUGAUAGCGAACGGCAGUGAUGCUAUCACGGGAGUUACCUGGGAUGGAUGGUCGUAUAAUUAUGAGCUGGAGAACGGAAAGCCGGUGCGCUUGCCCAACAUCACGAUUGGCGAGACAAUCCCCGUGAGCAGGGACGGGAAAGUAAGCAUCGAGGUUCCUUAUUCCAGCGCUGCUAUCCUGAAAUGGUAAGACCCGAGUCUAUACGCGUCGACUGGACUGCAGGAUUGUGGGCUAUCUGGGAGAGAUCCUCUUCAGACGGUCAAUCAUGGCAACCAAGGCAGUGACCGGCCGCGGUAUCUGCAGC
Molecule: messenger RNA, 1759 nt
Organism: Aspergillus homomorphus CBS 101889
Lineage: Eukaryota; Fungi; Ascomycota; Eurotiomycetes; Eurotiales; Aspergillaceae
Product: glycosyl hydrolase family 79 C-terminal domain-containing protein
Exons: 4
Coding region: 1-1644 (547 amino acids)
Source: RefSeq, a predicted model, not a curated record